AUGAAUCUUGAGAUGCUCAGCAAGCACAUGUGUCCUGCAGGUGCCCCGAUAAGGUCCAGAAACGUGCAUAUUCCGGCAUCGAAACUUCUCGUGCACGCAGGACGCCUGCCAUCUCUGCCGGCCUUGGUUGAUCGGAGCGGUGAACUAGGCGACGACAAAGGCUAUAUGGCUUCUCUUAAAGCGAUGCUCCGCGUUCUCGUUGAUCCGGAGAAUUCCAAAACAUGUGUGAUCUUCGAGAAGAGCCCUAAUUCUCCAGACCCCGCUCACGCUUACUACUUCUUUGACAACAAUCCGGACGUCGUCCAGGCAAAGACCUCUAGCCAGCAGUCAGAACCGUUUCCAAAGGAAAUCCUGAGCUGUGAGCAGCCCUGGGCAAACCACUGCACUGGAGCCACCGAGAUGCUCCCUGAUACGCCAAACAAACUGUCAAUGGCCAACACACAAACGAUGAAACAAGACGUUUGUUUCUGGUCAGAUGCCCUGACUCCCUUCGAGAUUGAGGAUUCUGGGUUUCCAUCCCACGAAUAUACCUGUCUCUCGAUGAUUCAAGACCAUCACCAUCCCACUUUUCAUGGUGGGAAUCUCUCCGUCCUGAAAUAUGUCGAGCAACAUGAUGAGUCCACCUCGGACACAACCGUAUCCGCGGACGCUUUCUCCGACGUGGAGUCCAAGCCCGACAUUUUUCCUUCCGUGUAUGCCCAUCCAAUCCGCAAGCCCAACUCAUAUUCGACCGCCACCUCCUUUCAAUCGUUCUCAGACCCUGAAAUCGCUUCAAGUACGACAUCGCCCGCAAGCUCGCAGGAGUACCUCCCAGGCGUGGGCAGACAUGGCAUCCACAAGACCCACUGGCUGGAUGGCCAGGUAGGGAGCGCUGUGCUGCUGAGCCAGAGCUCGCCAGGCAGCGUCGAGGAUCCCUAUACCCCUGUUGUGAGUACAUGCGGGGGCACCGCGCCUCUCCACUGGUCAAGCAGCGGAAUUCCAACGUCCUGGGAGAUGCAGAGCCAGGAGACCGAUCUCCAGGGGGCUCAUUGGGGCAACGUACGCUGUUUUCCCGGCGUACACGCCCAUGGGCGCCCUGUCGGCGGGGACCCUCAGCUGAGUACGCAUACAAUCGACAACGUUCAUGGCUGUUUACCUCUCCUCAACGACGCUCAGCCCUAUCUUCAGCAUCCACCAUCGUUCCUGCAUGUCAGCAGACCGCCCGUCUACAGCGCCGGCUCCGCGAGCGGCAAGGAUCGGGAUGCCGUCGAACAGGGGGCGAGUCCGUUGCACUUUGCCAACAGCGAGCUCAUGUACCACCAGCAUGGGUACGAAGUCACCCCAUCCGUACAGUCGGACCUCGCUGGCAACCCAACAUUACCAUGUCCAGGACGAAGAGGUUCGAGAGCGAUCCCCUGUCACAGUGAAAACCGCAAUGCUUUCUUGAUCGAGUGCAAGCGUCGUGGGCUAUCAUACAAAGACAUCAAAAGGCUCGGCGGGUUCAAGGAGGCCGAGUCCACCCUGCGCGGCAGGUUUCGGACGCUCACCAAAACAAAGGAGCAAAGAGUGAGGAAGCCACAGUGGAAGGAAAAGGAUAUAAGACUUCUCUGUGAGGCGGUAAAUGCCUGUUCGAAUUCCGGAAAGCAGGUCUCGAAUUCAUACAGUUGGUCGUGUCGGCCUAGAGGUUUGGGAUUGCCCCCGAAAGUCUCCUGGAAGAAGGUCGCGCAGUACAUUUGGACGCAUGGAGGCUCGUAUCAUUUUGGGAAUGCCACUUGCAAAAAGAAGUGGUGUGAAGUACACAGUGUAAAGAUAUGA
Messenger RNA from Aspergillus clavatus NRRL 1, 1794 nucleotides. RefSeq lists its product as uncharacterized. NCBI's taxonomy places the organism in Eukaryota, Fungi, Ascomycota, Eurotiomycetes, Eurotiales, Aspergillaceae. Bases 1 to 1794 code for a protein of 597 amino acids. The record is from RefSeq and is a predicted model, not a curated record. The transcript has 2 exons.